AUGGUAACUAAAAAUUAGUUGCAAUUGGUUCAAAUGUCAUCUAUUUUGACUUGCACAACUUACGUCCAAGGAGUUGUGCGCCGGUUGUUUGGUGAAGUUAGCUUAGGCUUUGUUGUAAUCACACCACUAUUUGUGGUUAGACCAACCCAACUCUCCAAUCACCAGCAAUAACCAAUAACACUAACAUUCCCGUUUUUAAGGUAGUACGUAUUUCUCAAAUAUAGUGUUAAACAUUUUUUUUUCUAUUUACAGAUCGUUUACCGUCACCAGCAACAAAGUGUAAUUUCUCUCGCUAAAUUUAGGAGCAUCUCGAUUGGUGGAUGACUUAAGUGAGCUUUGAACUAAGAUUCAACUGUUUGGACUUGUGAAAAUCUGAAUAGUUGCUAGCGUCCAUCAUCAACUACAACUUGGGGUGAUCUGCAAGAAAAUCUAUACCAGAUGGGAGACAAUUCUUGGCGUAUAUUAUCUUUCCAAAAUUGCUUUUCCAAUUAUCGCUUUUCACCUCCCAAAACUAACUGAAAAAUGACAUUUCAGCAAAAGACGUUGAUAUUAUUUCCCAUAUAAAAGUACUACUUAGACUCUAUUUCUGCUGCCAUCAUAUUAAUCCCAUAAGUACAACAACAAGAAGUACGUACUACAUUCUGAGAGAAAACAGAACAGCAGAACAGGGGGAAUAUUGAUGGGCAUAUACAUCAUGGCGUCCUCAUGGAUUUAUGCCUUGAUGCUGAUGGCUUGUUUACUUCUUCCUUCAUUGGCCGAAUGCAGAAUUCGCCAUUAUAAAUUCAACGUGGUACAAAAGAAUCACACACAGUUAUGCUCAACAAAGCCGAUAGUAACAGUAAACGGGUUGUUCCCAGGACCAACAAUAUACGCCAGGGAAGAUGACACUGUUCUCAUCAAGGUUGUCAACCAUGUCAAAUACAAUCUCAGCAUUCACUGGCAUGGAAUUCGCCAACUGCGAACUGGCUGGGCGGACGGUCCAGCGUACAUUACACAAUGUCCAAUUCAACCAGGGCAAAGUUAUGUGUACAAUUUCACAAUAACAGGACAAAGAGGAACACUUUGGUGGCAUGCACAUAUCCUCUGGCUCAGGGCAACUGUCCAUGGAGCCAUUGUAAUCCUCCCUAAGCUCGGAGUUCCUUACCCUUUUCCCACCCCAGAUAAAGAAGUUGUGGUCGUUUUAGGUGAAUGGUGGAAAUCGGAUGUUGAAGCGGUUAUCAAUGAAGCUAAGAAAUCAGGCUUGGCCCCUAACGUUUCUGAUGCUCACACUAUCAAUGGUUUCCCAGGACCCGUCUCAAAUUGCCUUUCUAAAGGAGGGUUCAAUCUACCUGUGGAGCCUAAAAAGAAAUACAUGCUGAGAAUCGUCAAUGCUGCACUGAAUGAGGAACUGUUCUUCAAGAUUGCUGGUCACAAGCUCACUGUGGUUGAGGUUGAUGCCACAUACGUUAAACCAUUCCAGACUGAUACAAUUCUGAUAGCUCCAGGCCAAACAACCAAUGCCAUUUUAUCCACCGACUUUCAAACCGGCAAGUUCAUGAUGGCUGCCUCGCCGUUCAUGGAUGCCCCGAUCGCCGUCGAUAACUUUACCGCCACUGCAACGGUGCAUUAUGCCGACACCCAAUCAGCCAUCGCCACCACGUUGGCAACUCUGCCUCCCAAAAACGCCACCCCUGUGGCCACAAAAUUCGCAGACUCUCUCAGAAGCCUAAAUUCAAACACCUACCCUGCAAAAGUCCCAUUGAAAAUUGAUCAUUCCCUGUUUUUCACAGUCAGCCUGGGAAUCAACCCCUGUUCCACUUGUGUAAACGGAAGCAGAGUCGUGGCUGAUAUUAACAAUGUCAGCUUUGUAAUGCCCAAAACGGCUCUCCUUCAGGCACAUUUCUUCAACCUGAAAGGAGUAUUCACCGAUGAUUUCCCGGCGAAUCCGCCGAUAAAGUAUAACUAUACAGGGACACAGCCCAAAAACCUGAGGACAAUGACAGGGACAAGGCUUUACAGGCUUGCUUAUAAUUCCACUGUACAGUUAGUUUUGCAAGAUACUGCCAUGAUUAGCCCUGAGAGCCAUCCAAUUCAUUUGCACGGAUUCAAUUUCUUCGUGGUUGGAAAGGGUGUAGGCAAUUUUAACCACAAGAACGAUCCCAAGAAAUUCAACCUUAUUGACCCUGUUGAAAGAAACACUGUGGGAGUUCCUACGGGCGGCUGGGUAGCAAUCAGGUUCAGGGCUGAUAAUCCAGGGGUCUGGUUCAUGCAUUGCCAUUUAGAAAUCCACACGACUUGGGGACUGAAGAUGGCAUUUGUGGUGGAUGACGGGAAAGGUCCCGAUGAAUCCCUUCUACCGCCGCCUGCUGAUCUGCCAAAAUGUUGAAGGGAUUCUGGUUUUGAAAUUCCCUUUGCUCAAUUGUACAUUCUACGGUUACUAUGAUCAUCUUCCUUAGGUUGAGCACUCAUGUUUUCGUCUCCUCCAAUUAAAAAAAAAGUUUUGUGCUUAUUUUCCAUGAUUAAGUUUUUUGAACAAUGGCUUGCGCUAGAAAUGAAAUUGUAGAACAUAAUCGUGAGAUCUAACUUAGGAUUGUCGUCUAUCAUUGCGAAUUGCGAAUGAAUGAUGAACAUAACUUUUUCUUUGAGCAGUAUGUUUUGACAAUGGUGUAAUAAUUUAAACAGCAUUCAUACGAUGGAUUUUGAUACUACCUUAAGGUAAAAUGAAAAAAAUAAAUAAAUAAAUACUCCUUCCCUCCGUCCCU
This is a messenger RNA of Oldenlandia corymbosa var. corymbosa, 2741 nucleotides long. Lineage: Eukaryota; Viridiplantae; Streptophyta; Magnoliopsida; Gentianales; Rubiaceae. The record is from the annotation of a GenBank genome assembly.